UCCUCCAUCUAUGAAAUGCGAAACUGUUGGAGCUUCCAAUGAUAACGGCGAAUUCGCUAGCAUCAGCCACACAGAGCUGUUGCUGUUGCUGUGAUGGUAGCGUUUCCUCGGAAACCGGCCUCGUAUAUAGGCCUACUAUGUUUUGCGAGCACAGUGUACCAGGCCAUUGGCUACAAGAUUAAUGGGGGAGAUUGUGGCAAGCCUGAAAUAGCCCCUACCGCUAGAAUAGUUGGUGGAAAGAACGUCGUAAGGGAGACACAGCCAUGGGUCGUAAACCUGCAGGUGUAUUUUGUUGAGGACAAGAAGAAGUCGGCAGCUCAUCCCUGUGGUGGAACGCUGAUAACACGCCGAUUCGUGUUGACGGCAGCCCGCUGUGUUCUACGGGCCCUCGACAAAGGAAAGGGCUCAUUGGCUAGCAUCGUUGAAGUGUACCACAACGAAACAGAGAGGAGAAAAGGUGGCUUCCGCCGAGCACGGGAUAUAAUUAUUCAUCCAGGCUUUGAUCCACUUACCAGAAAACACAACAUCGCUUUGCUCAGGCUUUUUAAACCUGUUCCGAAGAGUAAGCAUUCCCGUCCAAUUUGUCUCAUGGACAAGAAAGAAGUUCUCAUGCGAAAGAAUGCAACUGCGCUGGGAUGGGGCUGGAUUACAGAGUCUCUAGCGCUACGCUAUGCCACUGUGAAGAUUGUGCCAUUCACAACGUGCCGGAAGAAGCUCGAUAUUAUCAAAAAGCGCAACGUUUUAGACAAUAGGACUAUGAUUUGCACUUCUGGGGUGAAGAAAGGGCCAUGCAGAGGUGACGGCGGUGGACCGGUGACCAUGAAGAGGGAAGGCAACCGCAUCUAUCAAGUCGGCGUGAUAUCUUUCCCGCGAAGCUGCGACGCUUCAAGGGACAUACCCAGUGCUCACGUGCGCGUAGACUAUUAUUACGAGUGGAUAAAGAAUGUGGUGGAGUACUUCCACAGGUGGCACGUAAUGUCACAUGUGUCAGCUCGCGACGGCGGUUUCUAUUAAAAGAGCAGCUGCCUCGACUACAGUGACGUAUCUGCGGGCUUUUGUGAAGGGUCAUAAUAUCAAGGAAAGAUUAUAUCUCUAAUCAUAUUACUGUGGUUUCCUAAGUAAUAAAUUGCUGGCUCGAAG
This is a messenger RNA of Dermacentor albipictus, 1140 nucleotides long. Its product is annotated as venom peptide isomerase heavy chain-like. Gene Ontology annotation, biological process: proteolysis. NCBI's taxonomy places the organism in Eukaryota, Metazoa, Arthropoda, Arachnida, Ixodida, Ixodidae. The record is from RefSeq and is a predicted model, not a curated record. Gene Ontology annotation, molecular function: serine-type endopeptidase activity.